Molecule: messenger RNA, 1560 nt
Organism: Haplochromis burtoni (Burton's mouthbrooder)
Lineage: Eukaryota; Metazoa; Chordata; Actinopteri; Cichliformes; Cichlidae
Product: protein-tyrosine sulfotransferase 1
Exons: 5
Coding region: 8-1066 (352 amino acids)
Biological process (GO): peptidyl-tyrosine sulfation
Cellular component (GO): Golgi apparatus
Molecular function (GO): protein-tyrosine sulfotransferase activity
Source: RefSeq, a predicted model, not a curated record
CCCAACAAUGAGGAGCACCAGAUCGAACCUGCUGCUGGGCUGCGUGCUCCUCUGCUCCGUCUCCCUUCUCUACCUGGGGAUGAGCGGGGUAGACUGCCCUCCGAAAAGCCAUCGGCGCCGCUGGAUGGAGCUCACUCUGGGCUCAGGCAAUCAGAGCUUAUCCCUGACUGAUCACUUCCCAGAAGACACACCCAUUAUCUUCAUUGGGGGCUUCCCCAGGAGCGGCACGACACUGAUGCGCGUCAUGCUGGACGCCCACAAUGCCGUGCGGUGUGGAGAAGAGACCCGAGUGAUCCCCCGCCUCUUGACCAUGAGGGCCACUUGGAGCCGCUCAGUGAAGGAGAGAAUACGACUGGAUGAGGCCGGCGUCACUGACCACGUGUUGGACUCAGCUGUGCGAGCGUUCCUGUUGGAGGUGAUAGUUGGUCACGGGGAGCCUGCGCCUCGCCUUUGCAACAAGGACCCGUUUGCACUGAAGUCUCUGUCUUAUUUGGCUCACAUCUUCCCGAAAGCAAAGUUUGUGCUCAUGCUACGAGAUGGACGGGCAACUGUGCACUCAAUGAUAUCACGCAAGGUGACCAUCUCCGGUUUUGACCUGACCAGCUACAGGGACUGCCUAACAAAGUGGAGCAGUGCGGUGGAGACCAUGUUCAGCCAGUGCCAGGCGGUCGGAUACGCUAGAUGUCAGCCCAUCCGUUAUGAGCAGCUUGUCCUCCACCCAGAGGAGGAAAUGAGAAAGUUGCUGCACUUUCUGGAUUUGCAGUGGGACCCAUCGGUACUGCACCACGAAGAGCUGAUUGGAAAGGCUGGUGGUGUGUCUCUAUCAAAGGUGGAGCGUUCGACAGACCAGGUGAUGAAGCCAGUGAAUACGGAGGCACUGUCCAAGUGGGUGGGGCAAAUUCCCCCUGACGUGGUCAACGACAUGGCUGAAAUCGCUCCCAUGCUGGCUCGCCUGGGCUACGACCCCCAUGCCAACCCUCCCGACUACACAAAAACGGAGCCCCUGGCACCUGAGUUCAACUACUCACACAAAGAAAAAUCAGCAGAUGUUCCUCACCCCAGCUAAGCAUGGCUGUGAUGUUCAGCGAUAUGGAUGCGCCGCAACGACAGAUUUCAAGUUCUGGAGGAGCUACACCUGGCGGGAAAGAUUUAAGUGUUCCAUGUGUGUUUCUGAGUCGUUCGUAAGACUCGUGUGCGGUGUCCGUGUCUGUACACUGGCGGAGUGUUUAAGAUGCAGGUCUGGAGUGGACUACCUGCUCAGGGAAGUUCUGCUUCUUCGCCACUCAUCGUUCCACCCCUCCAGGUCGAAUCUGUGUUUCAGCUCGACCAUCAUGUCAGCUGUUAUGACCUCACCAUCACAAUGUGAAUCUGUCUUCAGACCAAUCCCUCACUCGCUGGGAGCUCGGUGUUCGUGAAGCAUAAUGACUGUAUAUUUUUUGAAGACGUAUGUUUAUUUUCUUAAUAAAUUAUUUUGCUGUUGCCCAUUCAGGAAUUUCAGAACUGGAACAAUUUCUAAUUGUGGUAAAUUGUUGAGCAUUAUUAAAAAGAAAAUAAAUGUCA